AUGGCACCCCCCGCUGUUGCAAAGACCAAUUAUCCUCUUAUAAAGCUCCCGCAUCCGUUCUUAACAACAUACCGAGUACGAUCAGUUGGCGAUACAGCACCAACCAAGCUUGCCUUGAUACUGGAUAAUGAGCCCACAAAUGGCCAACCGCUGUCGCAACCGCUGCAUCUCGCUACUCUCUCGUGGGUAGACUUGACAAGAAUACCUGACGAUCAGUGCCCACCUCCUUCCGACAACAGCCCAUGGGCCAGAGCGCGUCGAAGUCCGGCGACUACCUUCCAGUGGAAAGGUGAUACAGUUCCCACUCUGGGCCAGAUUUGGAACGUGAUCCACGCAAUCUUUCUGGCCUAUCCGACACUGGAAUGCUUCAGGCUCACCAUGUUGGGAGAGGGGAAACAAGUGGUGUCGAGGGAGCUGGCUUACACCGGUCUUGGAAUAGAACACCCGAAGCCACGGAUUGGCGUAGAUGGGGACAAUGCAUCUUUGACCGAGCUAGUGAUUCUUCGAAGUGCAUUCUGGCAAGGCGCAGGCUCUCCGACAGGCCCUCGACCAAUCUGGGUUGUAGGAGAUCGUACUGAUGAUUCCUUGAGAAUAAAUUUGGCCCAGUACCCGCCUAUGCCUGAGCACUACCAAAUCACGAAUAAGUUUCCAAGCGAGCCCGUUUAUACCCGCCAUCCGACACGUCGACCAAAGCCGUGCCCGGGCUCAAUAGUCUAUAGUCGGUACAUACCAGAGAUCGAUGCCCAUUUCUCUCUGGAAGCUGUCGAUUGGCAGGAUGAUGAACAUUUGAGGCUCUUCAACACAUGGCAGAACGACCCCCGAGUUGCCAAGGGAUGGAAUGAAACGGGGACGCUGGAGCAACACCGAGAGUAUCUACGCAAAUUGCACUUUGACCCUCACGUUCUUUGCUUAUUCGGCCGCUUUGACGAAUCUCGCUUCGCUUACUACGAAUUGUAUUGGGCAAAAGAGGAUCACUACGGCGCCCAUUGGGAUGCGGGGGACUAUGAUCGAGGACGGCACUCCCUUGUUGGCGAUGCUUCAUUCCGCGGCGCCCAGCGUGUCAAUGCGUGGUAUUCCAGUUGCAUUCAUUACUGCUUUUUAGAUGAUCCACGAACAGAAAACGUUGUUGGAGAACCCAAAGCAACUGGCUCGACUAUCUUAUCUUACGAAAACUCUCAGGGCCUCACUAUUGGUAAAUAUGUCGAUCUUGGCCACAAACGAUCGGUGCACUCUAUAUGCAGUAGGGAGAAGUGGUUCCAGCUAUGUCCUCUCUUCUGGGAUGGACGUGAGCGGCCACUUGAAUCCGCUGAUCUGAUUUUGUUUGCUCACGCUCAAUGCGAACGGUGGCAGAGCGCCAUGGGGCUGAUACACAAGCUUGGAGGUUAUCCUCGCCUCAUAUUGGCUGGAAAUCCUACACGGCUUGAUGCUGGAAUGCUCUUCUGUGGAACAGUGUGCGCAAUAGCCUCCGGUGUUCCGUUCCCAUUGAUUGGGGUUAUCUUCGGUCAACUCCUCAACGACUUUAAUGCAGCGACGUGUGCCGAGACUGAAGAGUCUGGGUCUGCCUCAGAUCUCCAGAGUGGGAUCAAUAGCAAGAUACUCACAAUAUUCUAUCUGGCAAUUGCGCAAUUUGUCCUAAUAGGUGCCCAUCUCUUCUGUUGGAGUACGUACGGUGCUCGGUUGGCGCAAAGACUUAGGGAGCGCUAUCUCCAAAACCUCCUUCGACAAGAGCCUUCGUAUUUCGACAAUUUACCUCCCGGAGAAGUCGCCUCUCGAAUAAGUGCAGAUAUCCAGACAAUACGCUCAGGCACAUCUGAGAAGGUGGGAAUAUGUCUCGCGAGUGUAUCCUUUUUUGUAACGGCAUACAUCGUUGCUUUUGUCAAAGACCAUGACCUGGCUGCCAUGUUGAUCUCACUAGUUCCGGCGUAUUUCUUGAUGUCUUUUGUUGGAAGCCACUUCAUCGAGAAAUACGCCGGGCUGAUGUCCGAUUAUGCCGCCACAGCUGCUUCAAUUGCCUCGGAGGCUCUUUCCAAUAUCACCGUUGUGCAAGCUUUUGGUGCCAACGCCCGCCUGGAAGAGAAGUUCUCCGAUGCUCUUAAAUCGUCAAAACGAGAAGGCUUGAAGAAGGCUCUGGCUAUCGGAAUUCAAUCUGGAGUGCUGUAUUUUGUCGCUUAUUCUGCAAAUGCCUUGGCCUUUUGGCAGGGAAGUAAAAGUAUCGCGGAUUUAGUCAGCCACAAGUCUGGCGGUGUCACAGUCGGUUCUACAUUCACAGUGAUUUUCAUUCUAGUCGAAGCUACAUUACUCUUGAGUCAGGUUGCGCCGUUUGUUCACCUCUUCAUGGCGGCUGUUGCUUCUUUCGAGAAGCUUCGUGAGGAUAUGGAUCGUGAACCGUUGAUCGAUGGCACUUCAACUUCCGGCCUUACACCAUCCCAAGUGGCGGGGUAUUUUGAACUCAAGAAUGUGUCGUUCACUUAUCCUUCCAGGCCAGAGAUUAUCGUCCUCGACCAAGUCAACAUCUCUGUUCCCGCCCUGAAGCAUACAGCUAUUGUCGGUCUUUCAGGUAGUGGCAAGUCUACGGUUGCUAGUCUCGUGACAAGAUUGUUUGACCCUACCAAGGGAGAGAUCUUACUUGACAACUACAACAUUAAAGAUCUUAAUACUCGCACUAUGAGAAGCUUCAUAAGCUUGGUCCAGCAAGAACCAUCUCUACUUGAUCGUUCGAUUUUAGAAAACAUUUCGCAUGGCUUGGUUAAUUCCAGCAAAUCCGACCAUUCAGAUUUGAAGCCGAUACUCCUUGGCUCAAGCCUUGCUGAUCUUGCAAGCGAAGUGAGAGAGGGCAAAGAUUUGUUGGCUGCAGCGGAGGAACGUGGCCCUCAAGUUGUCAAAAUCGUUGCCUUGGCUCGAAACGCGGCAGUCCUUGCAGAUGCAGAUUCAUUCAUCGAAAAGCUACAAUAUGGAUAUGCUACACUUGUGGGAUCGAGUGGUCGACUCAUUAGUGGUGGUCAAAAACAGAGAGUAGCUCUAGCAAGAGCCCUUGUCAAGGACCCUGCUGUUCUGAUCUUGGACGAGGCUACCGCGGCUUUGGAUUCGCGAAGCGAACAGAGAAUCCAACAAGCUAUUUCCAAGAUUGCGGGCGGCAGGACCAUACUCACCAUUGCACAUCGCUUGUCAACUAUUAAAAAUGCAGACAACAUCAUAGUCAUGCACAAGGGACGAGUUGUCGAGGAGGGAAGCCAUUCGGCCUUGAUGGAAAAAAGUGGCGCUUAUGCCGACCUGGUUAAGCUGCAAACACUGGCAACUACAACCGAUGAGAAUGAAGCUGCCAGCCUAAGAGGCGAUUCUGGCAUACUGGAUGGCACAUCAGUCACUGAUAUCGAUGUCGUCUCUGAAAAGGGUAGUGCAGCUGUGUUAAACGAUGAUCUUGACGAGGCGGGUGACUCCCGGCUUUCAGAUACUCAGGAUGCAGAAACCUCUUUCCCCCAGAUAGAAGAUGAACCCGAAACCCCAUCCACGUCUUUCUGGGCGCUACUCAAAGGAUACGCACCGGCAUUGAGGCCACACAUUCUUAUGGUGGCAGCUGCACUUAUCGGCUCUACUAUCGUCGGUGGUGCAUUCUCUGGCGAGGCCGUAAUAUUUGGAAACACCGUAGGUAGCUUGGACAUUUGCAAAAGCCCGUCGAGUAUUCGAUCAAGCGGCAACUUUUAUGGGCUCAUGUUCUUUGUUCUCGCCAUCAUCGAGCUAUUUGCCAACAUCGUCAGUUGGACCGGGUUUGGAUGGGUCUCGGAGCAAAUUGUCUACUCAGCGCGAGUUUUGUCAUUCCGCUCGCUGUUUGAGCAAGAUCUCCAGUGGCACCAAUCUAACGGGCGGACACCUGCUUUACUUCUCUCCUAUAUUACCAGGGAUGGCAGUGCAUUAGCUGGACUUAGUGGCUCUGUUAUUGGCACCCUAUUUUCGAUUACGAUUAACCUCAUCGCGGCAAUUGUCUUGACGCAUAUUAUUGCCUGGAAAAUUGCACUUGUUUGCCUAGCAUUGGUGCCUCUUCUUCUCGGAGCUGGCCUAAUGGAGCUCCGCGUUCUUGGUAACUUUGAGGAGCGCCACGAGAAUGCGUACAGCAAAUCUGUUGAUAUUGGCACAGAAGCAAUCGCAUCCAUAAAGACAAUCUCGUCACUGUCUCUUGAACAUGAGACGCUAAAUGUUUAUCGGCGAUCACUCAAAGGCCCGCGUCAAGAAACCUUCAAAGUCACUCUGCAAGCAAGCUUUUGGCAAGCCCUUACCUACUUCCUUGGAAACUGCGUGAAUGCAUUGGCUUAUUGGUGGGGAUCAAAACAGAUUCUCGCAGGUACCUAUACACAAACCCAAUUCCUCAUUGUCGUCUUCUCUCUUCUUGUCAGCGCAAUGCUAUGGAGUCAAAUGUUUGCCCUUGCUCCGGAGCUUUCUAGUGGCCGGGCUGCAAUGGCAAGGAUUUUGAGCCUUGUCAAUAUGGGAUCGGCAAAGAUGCAGGGGGAUCCUCAACUUAUGCAGUCAAGCACGGGGCCCUCAGCAGUUAAAGAUCUCGAGGCAAUAACUGAGGCGAAUAGCUUCCAAUCAGGCUCCAAUAUUGCCUCGACCGUACAGUUUCGCAAUGUACACUUCUCAUAUCCUGCUCGUCCAAAUGUCGAGGUGCUGAGAGGAUUGAGCAUGGAAAUUCCUGCCGGUAGUUUUUGUGCUCUCGUGGGCCCAAGCGGAGCGGGAAAGUCCACAAUAAUUUCACUGGUCGAACGUUUGUACACAUCGCAGUCCGGAUCCGUUGUAAUAGACGGCUUCGAUGUGACGGCCAGCCGUGGUGUAUCCUUCCGUGAUACAAUCGCUUUGGUGCCACAAGAAAAUGUGCUGUUUGAAGGAACUAUCGAGUUCAACAUCGCUCUUGGCGCUAGACCAGGACAAGUCGUCUCGGCAAAGGAGAUUGAAGAGGCGUGUAAACUCGCCAACAUCCAUGAUGUUAUUCAAGAUCUACCCAACGGCUACCAGACUCUUUGUGGACCUAAUGGUAACCAAUUUUCGGGUGGUCAGAAACAAAGGCUUUCGAUCGCAAGGGCUCUCGUUCGUAAACCUAAGCUUCUCAUUUUAGACGAGCCGACGAGUGCGCUUGAUGCUGAAUCAGAAAGGCUAUUGCAAGAUGGUCUUGAGAAGGCAACGAAAGGAAUCACCGUGAUCGCAAUUGCGCAUCGCUUAUACACAAUAAGAAAAGCAGACCGUAUUUUCCUUAUUGAGUCAGGUCAAUGUGUUGAUUACGGGCUACAUGAAGAACUGUUCAAGAGAUCACCGACGUAUAGGUUGAACGUGAUGCACCAGUCUGUUGCCGAGUAA
Trichoderma harzianum CBS 226.95 is the source of this 5343-nucleotide messenger RNA. RefSeq lists its product as hypothetical. The transcript has 5 exons. Gene Ontology annotation, molecular function: ATP binding; ATP hydrolysis activity; acyltransferase activity. Lineage: Eukaryota; Fungi; Ascomycota; Sordariomycetes; Hypocreales; Hypocreaceae. The record is from RefSeq and is a predicted model, not a curated record. Gene Ontology annotation, biological process: siderophore biosynthetic process; transmembrane transport. Gene Ontology annotation, cellular component: membrane. Bases 1 to 5343 code for a protein of 1780 amino acids.